Molecule: messenger RNA, 300 nt
Organism: Medioppia subpectinata
Lineage: Eukaryota; Metazoa; Arthropoda; Arachnida; Sarcoptiformes; Oppiidae
Source: the annotation of a GenBank genome assembly
CCAUCGGGCGAUACGUCGAGACACUGUUUGGCCACUUCUGACACUCGCCCGGCGUUACGUCCCGUCACCACAACAUUGGCUCCCGAUUUGGCAAACUCUAGGGCUAUGGCCGCACCAAUACCCGAACUUGACCCAGUGAUCAGGGCCACUUUACCUAAACAAUCGACUGGUGCUCAGGAGAACGCCAGACAAUUGGUGAGCAAAUUGGUGGCCGAUAACAGGGAAUACGACAUAAUUGUGGACAUGUGUUGCGGAACCGCCACGGGUGGCCAUCGCCACCGCAUAUUCGGUAAAAACUAA